Messenger RNA from Tarenaya hassleriana, 2885 nucleotides. RefSeq lists its product as uncharacterized. NCBI's taxonomy places the organism in Eukaryota, Viridiplantae, Streptophyta, Magnoliopsida, Brassicales, Cleomaceae. The record is from RefSeq and is a predicted model, not a curated record. Bases 356 to 2755 code for a protein of 799 amino acids. The transcript is spliced from 6 exons.
AUCUUCCUCUCACUCGGCAGUCUCUACAGCUGCCCCCGCAGGGCAUAGCCUCUGUUUCGUCAUCUCCCCAUAAGUCUCUGUUCUUUCGCUUUUUCAUGAUUAUCGCUUUUUCCCAGAUAAAAAGUUGGGAUCUUUUUCCCUUUCCAUCAAAAAAUGUCACAGAGAUUCUGAAGUCAGAAUAUUGUUUCACCUACCCCCUCUCUCUCUCUCCUGUUCUUCUCCCUCGAUAAUGUUUUUGUGCCUCUCGUCCUCUUACGCAAAGUCUCUGGAUUUUUUCUGUUUCUGAGUUGCUCUCUAGUCUUCAGCACUUUCCCAUUUCUGGGUUCGAUCGUUCGAAGGAUUUCCAGUUCAACCCAUGACGUUUCUUGUAGUUGUGAUGAUUGGUAUCCGAGAGAAACAGAGAGAAGGAAUGGAGAAAACGGCGCCAUGUAUGGCGAUCGCGGAGAAGAAGGGUCAUGGAACAGGUGGUUGUAUGAAUGUCUUGUCCCAGUUCCUCGAAUGGAACCGAAAAUUCUCCAAGAAGCGUCUCUUCCCCAAGAAAUUGCUUCUUCAUGCUGGAGAAGAACAAGCUUCAAAGAGGUUUGGGAAGAAGGAGAAGAGGCCAAAACCCGUGAUUCAUCUGAUUUCUGAUGGGUACUACACCAGAGGCUCGAAGAAAAAUGAAGAUAACAACAGAAACGAUGAUGCCAAUCAUCACAACUUAGAGCUGCGGAAUCUUACGAGGUCUCCCGGGUUGGUUGCCAGACUGAUGGGUCUUGAAUCUAUGCCUUCAUUUUCAGGACAAGACAGGAAGCUGGAUGAACAUGUUAUUAGAGAAUAUAACCCACCUGAGGAUCUUCGUUUUUCCGGUAGUGCGGAACCUGAGCCUGAGAUGGUUUCAGAUAGGCGGUCAGUGGUGAAGUUUGGGGCGGGUUUGCAUCUUAAGGAUGUAUUAUCACGACCAAGAAGACGUCAAAGCCAUCACCCAAAGCUUCCUCCACAGUCAAAGAGGGGAAACACUUUCUGGAAUCAUAAUUCAUCAAGGACCUCCAGGUUGGUGGACGUAGCAACGAGGAUUUUAGAGCCUGGAUUGCAAGAAAAGAACAGAGCAAAAUACACUCUUACGCAGUCAGAUGCUCCACAGCUGCCUAGGAGUAGGCUUAAGGCUAAUAAGACAGCGAGUGUGGCAUCAGAUUCAGUGAAAAGAUCUUUCAUGGGUGAACAGUGUAUUGAAUGUGCGGCUUCUGCAUCAAAUCUUGUGUCUGAUCCUUUUCUUCACUCUCCAGAAAGGAAUGAGGUGAAGCCCGUUUCGACGAUUAUCCAGAAUGUAGAGAAAAACAAGGUACGGACUCGAGAACAAGUGUCAAAUAUUGACAAAAUGCGCACCGUUGAAGGGACACUAGGUUGUAAUAGUUCACAGAGUAAGAGAGUAGUUUCCCCGCCAUAUAGAGCCAAUUCUUUUAGUACUAUCGAUGAGGCUAAAGAUCCGAUUGAGAAACGAAUUUGCACGAGACAAGAUGAUUCUCCAGGGAAGACACAAAGGAAGGAAGGUAAAAAAAUUCAAUUUCUGAAUGGUGGUUCUGCUGGUUCAGGACUGAAAAAGAAUGGGAAUGUAAAGAGAGUCAUUGCCUGUGAAGAAGAAGAAGAAGAAGCAGCAGAUAGAAAGCUUCCGCCCAGAAACCGCCAGCCUAGCCGGAGGAACAAGAAUGAAGAUGCUUCUAGUUCCGUUUCUGGAGGCAGAACCAAAGAAAAGAGUUAUGUUUCGGGUGAGAAAUGUGAGAAGUUGUACAGUGGGAAGCAAAUGGCGUUGAGUGGGGAUGCCUUAGGCGCUCUUCUUGAUCGGACGUUGAAGGAGUUGACUAGUGAAGGCGAAGAAGAAACAAAUGGAACAGGCAAAUCGAGGAGAUCUACAGCCGUGAUUCUUCAAGAUCUGAUAUCUGCCUUAACUACCGAACAGCUUAUCACCAAGAAGGAAUCUAAACCUGACACAGAAUUUACCUUUCAGACUCAAGCAGAGAAUGAAGAGUCUUCUCUUGGGCUUGGUUCUUGCACUUGCUUUGAAGCAGAUACGAUGCAACCUGAAGCAGAUGUUCAAGGUUCUGCAAACUCGAUCAAGAAGUCCGAUUUCUCUGAUUAUGGUGCAGUUAUGGAUCUUACAGAACGUGUUAGCCGCCUGUCGAUGAAAAUGAACGAGGCGGGUAUCGGAUUGAAAGGAGGCGAGCUUAGACAUGCCCAAGAUAUUAUCUUGAAUACCGAGCUUCUGUUCUCAGACACAACAGGUUCUGUCCCUGGCUCUUCUCUGCUCGAUCAGCUCGAGGAUCUUGGCAGUAGAAACUGGAGACCUGCCCUUUGCCAUCCCGGGUCCGAAGAGACCGAAGAAACUAACCAGUUCAACCGGGGGGCAUUCGUGUUUGACAGUGUGAUCGAAUUCUUGGAAUCUAGAUACAGCAUGUGUGGUGAUUCCGGGGCUAGACCAUGCAAGAACUUGCCGUCACAUGUCAAUGUAGAAUCUCUGUUCCGAGAACAGAGUGGAAGGUGGAUGAAACUAGCUGGAAAGCCGGCUGAUGCUAUAAUCGAGUGGGAAAUGGCGAACUGCUCGCUUGGAAAGUGGAGGGAUUUCGAAGCAGAAGUGUCUGAAACAGGAGAUGAAACCAGUUCUGACAUACUCGAGGGUUUGCUCGGGGAACUUGCCACCGAUCUUGUUAACCCAAUGGAAAUGUGUAAUGUUGAAUAUCUUCCAAGUUCUAACCAAAAAGGGGGAAGGAGAAGAAAAUAAGUGGGCUUUGGUGGGCUCAUGGGUCUUUCAACGUUAGCCCGUAAAAAUUUGUUUUUCCAUCAAAUGCAAUUCUGAUUUCAUAAAUUCAUUGUAAGAACAUGAUUUGAAAUCUUGAUUCUUGACAAUUGAA